AUGUCCGAAAAAUCGGAUAUUACUGGGAAGGCUAAAUAUUUUUCUGCUGCACAACAAGUAAGAGACAAGUUAAAACAUCCAAAGAUAAAUAGAAUCAAUAGCGGCGACUUAAGUACUGGGCAACCAUAUACACUUGGUAUUCGUAUGGCCAAUACUGAUCGGUUCGAUUACUUGAUACAAUCCUGCACAUAUAAUGAUAAAUACCAUUUUAUCGAUGAGAAUAGCUGUCUGGUCUGCGACAAAUUUUUCCUGCAGAUGUGGGAAAAUGAUAUGUACCGGUUGGGAGCAGUGAAACGUACGUUUAUCCACUUUAUGCCACCAGAGCCGCUCGCUCGUCUCGAGUGCAGCUUACGCAUAUUGCACUGUUGCGGUUGUGCUGAAAGAGCUUGUGAAAGAAAAAUUUUGUCGGUUUUGGUCACUUAUCCACAUCACGUGAUUAACUUGGCAAUCAUUAAUGAACAAGAAGUAGGAAUCCUUGCCACUUCGGCAGCCAGUUGGCCGUGGUGGAUUUGGUUCCUCAUUCUUUUAGGACUUAUCCUACUUCUUUGCUUAUUACCUCUAUUUUUGCUGUUAUGUUCUCUACUAUGCAUGCGCAAAAGGAAGAUAUCAGAUUCCAAAGCCACAGUUCCACCAUCGAAUUCAGCUAAAGUUUCAAAUAUUCUUGUUCGAGCAAAAGAAAUGGAAACAAAUGAAGCUUCAGAAGACAGCUUGAGAAGGCCAUCGGUAUUGCCACCACCACCACCAUCUACUCGAAUAUUUCGCACUCCAUCCGGUUCAUCAUGUGAAAUUGCUCAUUCGACUGCCAGCCAAUCUCGGAUUGCGGCUAUCAUCAGACAACAACAACCUCGGACAUCCUGGGCAAAAAGCACUAUGCGAAAUGAGACGGAGUUGAGACCAACGUUAGGACCACAAAUGGAAAGAGUAGGUGAGGAAUUCGGAGAGGUAACGGGAUCAGAAAGCAAAUUCCAUUCCAGUGCAGAUAAGCAACACAUCGCUCAAUUCGAUUCCGAAAGAGCUGUACACCAGCAAACUGCCUGUGAAGAGAAAUUCUUCAAAAAAAGCGGUCGUCAAAACGAAACGCUUGAAGAAGGUUACGACCGUGCUCAGCUUACAUAUACUACACCUAAGAGACAUUUCUUCCACUCCGAAGUUGUUUAA
Molecule: messenger RNA, 1158 nt
Organism: Brugia pahangi
Lineage: Eukaryota; Metazoa; Nematoda; Chromadorea; Rhabditida; Onchocercidae
Source: the annotation of a GenBank genome assembly